UUACUAUUUCCGGUUAACGUCGUGUUGUUUAACGGCAACCGGCAGCCGCGCUCGAGCAUCAGUCGGUUUGAGUGUUAACGGAAACGGUUUGAAGAAACCAGCUUGCAAAAAUGUGCGGCAUCUGGGCUUUGUUUGGCAGCGAUGAGUGCCUGUCGGUUCAGUGCACCAGUGCCAUGAAGAUCGCUCACAGGGGUCCCGACGCCUUUCGAUUUGAGAACGUCAACGGCUUCACCAACUGCUGUUUCGGCUUCCACCGGUUGGCUAUCGUGGACCAGCUGUAUGGCAUGCAGCCGUUGCGCAUUAAGAAGUUUCCUUUCCUGUGGCUCUGCUACAACGGAGAGAUUUACAACCAUGAGACGCUGAAGAAGCAGUUUGAGUUUGACUACCAGACUAAAGUGGACGGCGAGGUUUUGCUCCAUCUCUACGACCGCUUUGGCAUCCAGAAGAUGGCUUCUCUCCUGGACGGCGUCUUUGCUUUUGUUCUGCUGGACACAGCCAACAGAAAAGUCUGUCUGGGAAGAGAUACGUACGGCGUACGGCCUUUGUUCAAAUUCCUUACAGACGAUGGAUUCCUUGCAGUCUGCUCAGAAGCCAAAGGGCUCAAAGACCUUACUCAUGCGAUGGACACCCCUCCUGAAAUCAUCCCCUUCCUCCCUGGACACUUUGAGGUCUUUGAUUUGAAGCCAACCGGCAAAGUUCAGUCCCUUCAGAUGGAGCCGUUUCACUGCUGCACGAAAGAGCCUUCUCACGCCGUCUACGACACUCUGGAGACGCUGCCUACAGGUUUUGACGAGGAAACGGUGAAAGGAAACAUCAGAAAGCUGUUUGAGAGCGCUGUGAGGAAACGUCUCAUGGCUCACAGGAGAAUUGGCUGUCUUCUGUCAGGUGGUCUGGACUCCAGUUUGGUUGCUGCCACACUGGUGAAGCUGGCCAAGGAGGAGAAGCUGUUGUAUCCCAUUCAGACAUUUUCAAUCGGGUCAGAGGACAGUCCGGACGUCUUAGCUGCUCGCAAGGUCGCAGCUCACAUUGGCAGUGAACACCACGAGGUGAACUUCACUGCGGAGGAAGGCAUCCAAGCUGUAGAGGAAGUCAUCUUUCACCUGGAGACGUACGACAUCACCACCGUGCGUGCCUCUGUCGGGAUGUACUUGAUUUCAAAGUACAUCAGAGAGAAGUCCGACAGUGUGGUGAUCUUCUCCGGAGAAGGUUCAGAUGAGCUGACUCAAGGAUACAUCUACUUCCACAAGGCUCCAACUCCAAAAGCAGCUGCAGAGGACAGCGUUCGACUGAUGAAGGAACUUUACCUGUUCGAUGUCCUCCGUGCCGAUCGGACAACUGCAGCACACGGCCUGGAGCUCAGAGUGCCUUUCCUGGACCACAGAUUCACGGCGUACUAUCUUUCUCUGCCUGAGGAGAUGAGGACUCCAAAGGACGGAGUGGAGAAACAUCUUCUGAGGGACUCCUUUAAAGGUCUCAACCUGAUCCCUGAAGACAUCCUGUGGAGGCGCAAAGAGGCCUUCAGUGAUGGUAUGAUGUCUGUGAAGAAGUCCUGGUACACCUACCUGCAGGAUCACCUAGAGUCUACGGUGAACGAUGACCAGAUGGAGAAGGCUCGCAAGACGUUCCCUCACAACCCUCCAUCCUCCAAAGAGGCCUACUACUUCAGACAGGUGUUUGAGAAGCACUACCCAGGCCGGGCUUAUUGGCUCUCCCAUUACUGGAUGCCACGCUGGAUCGACGCCACCGACCCAUCGGCCCGGACCCUAUCGAUCUACAAACCCGAGAAAGAUCAAUAAGCAGAUAUCCGAAGAUGUGUCGGGCUUCUUAGCACAUUGUACAUGUAGUAUACUUCGAUUUGCUUUGUUUAACUUCAAAUUUAACUCAUUCAGGAUUAGUUGGUGUUCAGGGAGCUCAUUAGCUUUGACGAAGUUAGUUAAGGAGCUGGUCGACGUGCACCUUCACCAAACUCUGUCAAGUAAGAAGAAUACUUGAAAUACACUGCACCGUGCAGCACGUGCCACUGACGUGUGAUCGUCGCCACAAAAAAAAAUCCGUUAUUCUUUUACAGCAAAGACCAGUUUACAUUUAAAGGUCCAGUAUGUAAGAUGUUGGAGAGUAACAUAAUAUUAAUAAUUAUGUUUUCUUAAUCACCUGAAAAUAAGAAUCGUGUUACCUUAGUGCACCAUCAUGUUUCGAAAGAAUCCAAGAGGGUACAAUCAGAGUUAGACUUUUAUGGCCACCACACAAUCUGCAUCUGUGCCACUAGGCGUCACUUAAUUUUACACACUGGACCUUUUAAUAAAAUUUACUACAAGUGUAGUAUUUCAUUGGCACCGUUUUCCAACGAUAAUGAGUCCGAUCUACCUCCCAGACAGCUUGUCGUUGUCAGAUAAAGAUGAACGUGAGCAGAAACUUAAAAAGUAUCUUGAGAUAAUCCGUCACAGUAAACACAUCGUCAUCUUCUGGGUACUAUAAGAUAUGUCAGAGUACCACUGACUGCUGUAAAACCUGCUCACACCUUCAUCUUUGGUUACAUGCCAUUCCGUUUUUUCUGUCGUGUCAAGAUUUUUUUUACUUUAUUACUUUGUGUUUUUACUUUCAAAGGCACAGAAAUAAUCAUCUUGGAUCCAAAAACAACAUCACAUCAGCUUUGUUUUAAUCAUGUGACAAAUCCUGAUGUAGGCUACCCUCUGAGUCUUUAUACUGUAAUUAAAGAGCCAAGUUCAACGGCACUUUCCUGCUGAUGCUCAUAGGCUGGAUGAUAAAUAUAUUUUAGUAGCUUCAGAUCAACUACGUCAGACUUUAACCUAGAACAGAUCAGUGUAUUUAGAGCUGCUAACACCAAAAAAAAAGGCUGAUGCUUCAGCUUGUUCACUAGUAUAUUAUGCAAUUUGUGGGAAGCACUUCUUUACGGUUACUCAUAGAUAGAUAGAGGUGACUCGUGUGUGUGAACUGCCAUGGCUUUUCACACUGAUCGACGCCACCUCGGCUUAUGCAAGCAGACAUUUGUUGCAAGUGUGUGUGUCAUGGGUACAUAAUGUUUAAGUCAGGGCUGGGCGAUUAUAUCUACAGGAAGGAACUUGUCAACCGUUGAGAAGUUCAGCUGAAUUUCUAGGGAAUUACACAAUCAUGAUGAGAGUUAGAUGAAGUUAAAUAUUGCCUAUCGCCUGUUCCUAGUUUGAUUGUUGAGAUGUGAGCGCUAACUACAGCAAAUAGUGAAAUCAUUCCUGAACAAUAAACUGCAAGUCAGUAACGAUUAACUACAGCACCAAACAUCCACCCCCGGAGCUUAAAUUGAACAUUUUUAAGCGUCUGAAAACAACUUGUUACAAGUCUGUUUUAUUGGGAUAUUUUAUAUUUUUCCUCACUUUUUCAUAAUCUGUCUGACUCCUUUUUUGUUUCGUUGAUGCUAAAAUAAAUUCAUCUUAGAGACUGAAA
Larimichthys crocea (large yellow croaker) is the source of this 3438-nucleotide messenger RNA. RefSeq names its product asparagine synthetase (gene asns). Gene Ontology annotation, cellular component: cytosol. The transcript is spliced from 12 exons. The record is from RefSeq and is a predicted model, not a curated record. Lineage: Eukaryota; Metazoa; Chordata; Actinopteri; Sciaenidae. The coding region runs from base 111 to 1796 and encodes 561 amino acids. Gene Ontology annotation, molecular function: asparagine synthase (glutamine-hydrolyzing) activity.